UUACACACAGGCACAGAUCGAUCGACGGCCGGAGAGAUCGAGAGGAGAUGCUUGCGUGCAUCGCCUGCGUCAAGCAGGAAGAUGGCGGCGGCCGGCGCCAGGACCCGCCGCGCUCCGCCGCCGGCGACGACACGCCUACCUGCAGGGACCCCGUCAAGACGCUCACCUCCCAGCUCAAGGACAUGGUGCUGAAGCUGUCCGGCACGCACCGUCAUCACGGCGGCCACCAGAGGCGCGGUGGGUCGCCGCCGCCGAGGGGCCGGACGACGUCGCUGUACCGGAGCGGGUACUACCGGCCAGGCAUGGUUCAGGAUGACAUGGCGGUGCCCCCGGCGACGUACCUGGGCGGCGGGGGGACUUCGAGCUCGAGCUCGACGUCGGCGUGGGACUUCGCGCGGCCACCGGAGGGCGAGGCGAGGGAGUGGGUGGCGCAGGUGGAGCCCGGGGUGCAGAUCACGUUCGUGUCGCUCGCCGGCGGCGGCGGCGGCAACGACCUGAAGCGCAUCCGGUUCAGCCGGGAGAUGUACGACAAGUGGCAGGCCCAGAAGUGGUGGGGCGAGAACAACGAGCGCAUCAUGGAGCUCUACAACGUCCGCCGCUUCAGCCGCCAGGUCCUCCCCACGCCGCCGCGCUCCGACGACGGCGAGAGGGAAUCGUUCUACUCCCAAGUGGGCUCUACGAGGGGUAGCCCCGCCGCCACGCCGUCGCCGGCGCCGCUCACGCCGGACCGCGUCACCAGCUGGAGCGCAUUCGUCCGGCCGCCGCCGGCCUCGCGCCAGCAGCAGCAGCAGCACAGCUUCCGGCCGCUGUCUCCGCCGCCGCCGUCGUCGUCCAACCCGUCGGAGCGGGCCUGGCAGCAGCAGCAGCAUCAGCAGCAGCAGCGCGCCGGGAAGAGCCCCGCGGCCUCCGACGGCGUGGACGCGGCGAGGACGACGAGCUGCUCGUCCAGGGACGAGGUGUCCAUCAGCAACGCCAGCGAGCUGGAGGUGACCGAGUGGGUCAUACAGGACGAGCCCGGCGUCUACAUCACCGUCAGGGAACUCGCCGACGGCAGCAGGGAGCUCCGCCGCGUCCGCUUCAGCCGGGAGAGGUUUGCAGAGCUGAAUGCGAAGCUGUGGUGGGAGGAGAACAAGGAGAGGAUACAGGCCCAGUACCUGUAGAUGAUGAUGAGUAUGCACUAUUGGUAAAUCUGGGAAUUAAUUACUAGCAGUAAAAGUUGGCGCUUGCAUGGUGCAAGGGGGGGAAUUAAACUACAAAUCUUACUUUAUUUUACAAGUAAAUAGAGUUUGUGUUCCAAGUUGGAGCUGGGAAAGAUACGAGGUGGGGGGAGAUGAGGGGAAAAGAAAGGAAAAGUUUAGGGCAUUACCUGCCCAGGUAAUCUGUGACUGGUAUCAACAUCCUUCAGCUUUGUUCAAUCCAUAUUCUCUUCAAGUAUGGUUAGCAUUUGUAUUUCUGAGAAGAAAAAA
Molecule: messenger RNA, 1466 nt
Organism: Oryza brachyantha (malo sina)
Lineage: Eukaryota; Viridiplantae; Streptophyta; Magnoliopsida; Poales; Poaceae
Product: protein Brevis radix-like 4
Exons: 4
Coding region: 48-1160 (370 amino acids)
Source: RefSeq, a predicted model, not a curated record